ACAGUUGGAGUUGCUAAAAGUAAUUGAAACACUUCAAUUUUUAAAAUCUACAUUUCACUUUGAUGGUUACUUAAUUUUUAUUUUUUUAUCAUGUCUUCUUUGUAUUCUAAUUUUUAUUUUUAAUUUUUGAAUAGGUUGCCGAGACCCGAUUUGCAUCCAACACAAUCGUCUUGAGGCGACUUGUGAAGGUGCGACAGCCACUUGCUAGCAUGGUAAUUAGUCAAAGUUGGUCCCUAUGGAGGCAAUCCAAUACUGAAAGGGCAGCAAAUGUAAAGUGCAUGAUCCUAGAUGACACUUGGUGGGAUCGAGUGGAAUAUCUUUUGAGUUUCACUGAGCCCAUCAUGAGUAUGAUCCGUUAUACUGACAUGGAUCACCCAUGUUUGGGAGAGGUAUAUGAUGGCAUUGACUCGAUGAUUGAGAAAAUGAAAGCCAUCAUCAAUGCAAAAGAGCAAGAUCCCGAAGAAACUUUCUUCAAAGAGGUUCAAUCAAUUUGUGUUGAGUGGUGGAACAAAAUGACCACCCCACUACAUCUUCUUGCAUUUGCAUUGACUCCCAAAUUUUAUAGUGAUGAAAUGCUUGCUAAGCCAUCAAGGGUACCAUCAUAUAGAGAUUCAGAAGUCAGUGAAGGGUGUAGGACAGCACUUACUAAACUCUUCCCAGAUUUUGAAAUGGAGGAUUUAAUGACAAGUGAGUUUGCUGAUUUUGUAGCCUCCAAUGGUCAAAGUGUUUCCGCUCUCCGUGACAAGUAUAAAAAGGAUUCUCAUGCUUGGUGGUACCUCAAUGGCCAUACAUCACCAAACCUUCAAACUCUUGCAAUCAAAGUUUUAUCGCAAGUUGCUAGUUCCUCUUCAUCUGAGCGAAAUUGGAGCACAUACUCCUUUAUCCACUCAGUGAAACGCAACCAACUGGCAGCAAGUAAGGCAGAAGAGCUCGUUUAUGUGCAUUCCAACUUGCGCCUUCUUACUCAUAAACAAAAUGAGUAUAAGGAUGGGAGCACAAAGUUUUGGGAUGUAGAUCCAGAGCGAACUGAUUUGGAUUUUUCAGCUGCCACACAAUCUUUACUUUCUGGGGAGUCUGAUAGCCAAUGUGCUGCUAGUGCAAGUGGCAGUGAGGCUGCAUGUGGUUCCAGUACUCUACCUACAUCAUCUAAUGUCAAUGAUGAUGUUGAUCUUGAUCUUCCUAGUGACCCAUAUGAUGCUAUUGCUGAUUAUUAGUUGUGUUAUUUUAUUGUUGAACGGUUGAGCCAGUGAACAAUGAAUUCGAUAUCUAUCAUAACAUUCAAAGUUUGUAAUUUUGUUAUAGACUUAUAGUUAUAUCAAUAUGAAUCAUAUAUGAUAGUUCCAAGUUUUGUUUAGCAUAUAGAUGAUAUGUGGGAUUUUAAAUUUAAUUUUUGUUUCUACUUAUUAGAGUGUAUAUAUGUAUAUAUUUAUGAUUUUUACAUUUUUUUGUACGGACGUACCCAUACGUACCCAGGCCCCCCCUAAAAAAAUGCCGUACCAGCAUACCGUACCCACGUACCCGUACCCGUACCGGCAACCUAGUUAUUAAUCAUCUUUUUUUUUUGUAAUUUACUAUCAAGAAGAUUUUAGGCUCUAAAAUAGGUUGUAAUUUUGAUGCAUACCCAGUGUAUACUAAAUAUUAAUUCCUGAAUUAUAACAGUACUAUUGACACAGCCAUGUUAUGCAGUACGUAAUUGCAAAUUGCGUCUAUCAGAAUGAUUUUUACAAUCUUAAUAUUACAGCUUAGUGUGGGAACUUUUACAGCAUGAAAUCUCUAUUGGAUGAGGAUCUGCCAAUCCAUCUUCAACAAGCACAAUGUUUUGCUAUGUUGAUACGAAGGUGUGCAAAUAUAUAGUGAUUAAUACAUUUCAAAUAGAAUAGAGAAGCGAGG
This is a messenger RNA of Cryptomeria japonica (Japanese cedar), 1890 nucleotides long. RefSeq lists its product as uncharacterized. The transcript is spliced from 2 exons. The record is from RefSeq and is a predicted model, not a curated record. Gene Ontology annotation, molecular function: protein dimerization activity. The coding region runs from base 210 to 1214 and encodes 334 amino acids. NCBI's taxonomy places the organism in Eukaryota, Viridiplantae, Streptophyta, Pinopsida, Cupressales, Cupressaceae.